Messenger RNA from Plasmodium gallinaceum, 1374 nucleotides. Its product is annotated as rab specific GDP dissociation inhibitor, putative. The transcript is spliced from 4 exons. Lineage: Eukaryota; Apicomplexa; Aconoidasida; Haemosporida; Plasmodiidae. Gene Ontology annotation, cellular component: cytoplasm. Bases 1 to 1374 code for a protein of 457 amino acids. Gene Ontology annotation, biological process: small GTPase-mediated signal transduction; vesicle-mediated transport; protein transport. Gene Ontology annotation, molecular function: Rab GDP-dissociation inhibitor activity. The record is from RefSeq and is a predicted model, not a curated record.
AUGAACGAGCAUUAUGAUGUAAUUAUUUUGGGUACAGGAUUAAAAGAAUGUAUUUUAAGUGGACUUUUGUCUCAUUAUGGAAAAAAAAUAUUAGUACUUGAUAGAAAUCCAUACUACGGUGGAGAAACGGCAUCUUUAAAUUUAACAAAUUUAUAUAAUACGUUUAAACCAGAUGAAAAAAUUCCAAGUAAAUAUGGAGAGAAUAGACAUUGGAAUGUUGAUUUAAUACCCAAAUUUAUCUUAGUUGGUGGGAAUCUAGUAAAAAUAUUAAAAAAAACAAGAGUAACAAAUUAUUUAGAAUGGUUAGUUGUAGAGGGGUCUUAUGUUUAUCAACAUCAAAAAAAAGGAUUAUUAUAUUCAGAAAAAUUUAUACAUAAAGUUCCUGCUACAGAUAUGGAAGCCUUAGUAUCACCAUUAUUAUCUUUAAUGGAAAAAAAUAGAUGCAAAAAUUUUUAUCAGUAUGUAAGCGAGUGGGAUUCAAAUAAUAAAAGUACAUGGAAGAAUUUAGAUCCUUUUAAAUUAACUAUGAUGGAUAUAUAUAAAUAUUUCAAUUUAUGCCAAUUAACUAUUGACUUUUUAGGCCAUGCUGUGGCUCUUUAUUUAAAUGAUGAUUAUUUAAAAGAACCUGCAUAUGUUACAUUAGAAAGAAUAAAAUUAUAUAUGCAAUCUAUUUCAGCAUUUGGAAAAUCUCCAUUCAUAUAUCCUUUAUAUGGUCUUGGAGGAAUACCUGAGGGAUUUUCUCGAAUGUGUGCAAUAAAUGGUGGUACAUUUAUGCUUAAUAAAAAUGCUGUUGAUUUUAUUUUUAAUGAUAAUAAGGUGUGUGGAAUAAAAUCAAGUGAUGGGGAAGUUGCUUAUUGUGACAAAGUAAUUUGUGAUCCUAGUUAUGUUAUGCAUUUAGAAAAUAAAAUAAAAAAAAUUGGUCAGGUAAUACGAUGCAUUUGUAUUUUAAGCAAUCCUAUACCAGAAACUAAUCAAGCCAAUAGCUGUCAAAUUAUAAUACCACAAAAUCAAUUAAACAGAAAAAGUGACAUUUAUAUUAAUCUUGUUUCAUUUCAACAUGGAGUUACUCUUAAAGGAAAGUAUAUAGCAAUAGUUUCAGCAACAGUUGAAACAGAUAAUCCAUUAAAAGAAAUAGAAAAACCACUGGAAUUACUAGGAUCUAUUGAAGAAAAAUUUGUUAAAAUAUCGGACAUAUAUACAUCUAUAGAUAAAAAACCAGAAGAUAAUAUUUUUGUUACAUCAUCAUAUGAUGCUACUUCCCAUUUUGAAACAGCAACAAACGAUCUUCUACAAAUAUGGGAAAAUUUAUGGGGGCAAAAAUUAAAUUUUGAUGAUCUAGCUACUAACGAAGAAAAUGAAGGGGAACUUCAAUAA